This is a messenger RNA of Coregonus sp. 'balchen', 11655 nucleotides long. The record is from the annotation of a GenBank genome assembly. NCBI's taxonomy places the organism in Eukaryota, Metazoa, Chordata, Actinopteri, Salmoniformes, Salmonidae.
GUGAUGCUGGAACAGAUGCAGGGUCUGAUGCACCUGGAGUUGGCCGGUUGUAAUGACUUCACGGAGGCCGGCCUGUGGUCCAGCCUGAAUGCACGGCUCACCUCGCUCAGCGUCAGCGACUGUAUCAACGUGGCAGACGACGCUAUCGCUGCCAUCUCACAGCUACUGCCCAACCUGUCAGAGCUCAACCUACAGGCCUACCACGUAACCGACACAGCCAUGGCCUACUUCACAGCCAAACAGGUAGGGUUACAAUCCUACACACUUAUAGAGAGCACACAGGCGCAGGUACAGGUACACACACACACACACCUUCCCUUUUCCCUCUCUCUUCGUCCCCCUUUGUGGGCCCGUGGAUCAAUCCACACCCGCCUCCGCCUCCCCCUAAAAAAGGAACUCAGUCGGGGUCUCAACUUACUGUUGAGAGUUAAAAUAGUAGGAUACACAAGGUGCAAUUUCUAAAUGUGGUUGUGCAUCAGCAGUUAUUUUCUUGUUAUGUCAGUCACUGACAGUCACUCAAUUAGCCCAUGUCAGCUCCAUUUAGAUUACACCCUACUAUACUACACAUUACUAUACUACACACUACUAUACUACACACUACUAUACUACACCCUACUAUACUACACACUACUAUACCACACCCUACUAUACUACACAUUACUAUUCUACACACUACUAUACUACACACCACUAUACUACACACUACUAUACUACACACCACUAUACUACACAUUAAUAUACUAAACACUACUAUACUACACACUACUAUACUACACCCUACUAUACUACACACUACUAUACUACACACUACUAUACUACACACUACUAUACUACACACUACUAUACUACACACUACUAUACUACACACUACUAUACGUUAGUCUAGCGGCCAGCUAUCUAAACUUGUUGUAAGCAUGGUUAAUUACCGGCCGGGGGUCCCCCAUUGAUCAUCAAAUAUCAUAUUAAAAUCGGCAAACAUGUGUCUCCACCCUUUGGCAAAAUGUGUAGAAUUGCAGAAAACUUGCUUUAAAACUGCUAUAUUUUCUCUACGCCACAUGGCAAAAUGUGUAGAAUUGCAGCAAACAUGCUUUAAAACUGCUACAUUUUCUCUACGCCACAUGACAAAAUGUGUAGAAUUGCAGCAAACUUGCUUUAAAACUGCUAAAUGUUUUGCUCGCAAGGUGGGGGGGGGGCACCAAAAGACUAGGUCCUCUCAUGAUGAGUUCAGAUUACUGUGGUCCCUCAUGAUGAGUUCAGAUUACUGUGGUCCCUCAUGAUGAAUUCAGAUUACUGUGGUCCCUUAUGAUGAGUUCAGAUUACUGUGGUCCCUCAUGAUGAAUUCAGAUUACUGUGGUCCCUCAUGAUGAGUUCAGAUUACUGUGGUCCCUCAUGAUGAAUUCAGAUUACUGUGGUCCCUUAUGAUGAGUUCAGAUUACUGUGGUCCCUUAUGAUGAGUUCAGAUUACUGUGGUCCCUCAUGAUGAAUUCAGAUUACUGUGGUCCCUUAUGAUGAGUUCAGAUUACUGUGGUCCCUUAUGAUGAGUUCAGAUUACUGUGGUCCCUCAUGAUGAAUUCAGAUUACUGUGGUCCCUCAUGAUGAGUUCAGAUUAAUGUGGUCCCUCAUGAUGAAUUCACAUUACUGUGGUCCCUCAUGAUGAGUUCAGAUUACUGUGGUCCCUCAUGAUGAGUUCAGAUUACUGUGGUCCCUCAAUAUGUUUUCAGAUGUAGGAGAUAUACUCCUAAACCUCUCUCUCCUCUCUCUCUCUCUCUCUCUCUCUCUCUCUCUCUCUCUCUCUCUCUCUCUCUCUCUCCUCUCUCUCUCUCCCCCUCCAUCCCCCUCAGGGCUACACUACUCACACGCUGCGUCUCCACUCGUGUUGGGAGAUCACCAACCAUGGUGUGGUUAACAUGGUCCACAGCCUGCCCAACCUCACGGCUCUGAGCCUGUCAGGCUGCUCUAAAAUUACUGAUGACGGGGUGGAGCUGGUAGCAGAGAACCUGAGGAAGCUGCGGAGCCUGGACCUCUCCUGGUGCCCACGCAUCACUGACAUGGCCCUGGAGUACAUCGCCUGUGACCUCCACAAAUUAGAGGAGCUGGUACUGGACAGGUGAGAGUGUGGUAUAGUAGUGUGGUGUAUAGUAGUGUGUAGUAUAGUAGGGUGGAGUAUAGUAGGGUGGAGUAUAGUAGGGUGUAGUAUAGUAGGGUGUACAGUAUAGGGCGGCGCACAAUUGGUCCAGCGUUGUCCAAGGUAGGGGAGGGUUUGGCCGGCAGGGAUGUGGGUUCGUUUAACACGGGGGGCCAGUAUGAAAAAAAAAAAAAUGUAAGUCGCUCUGGAUAAGAGCGUCUGCUAAAUGACUAAAAUGUAAAUGUAAAAUGUGUAGUAUAGUAGGGUGGAGUACAGUAGGGUGGGGUAUAGUGGGGUGUAGUAUAGUAGGGUGUAGUAUAGCAGGGUGUAGUAUAAUAGUGCAUAUUAUAGUAGGGUGUAGUAUGGUAGGGUGUAGUAUAGUAGUGUGGUGUAUAGUAUUGUGUAGUAUAGUAGGGUGUAGUAUAUUAGGGUGUAGUAUAAUAGGGCAUAUUAUAGUAGGGUGGAGUAUAGCAGGGUGGAGUAUGGUAGGGUGUAGUAUAGUAUAGUAGGGUGUAGUAUAGUAGUGUGGUGUAUAGUAGUGUGUAGUAUAGUAGGAUGUAGUAUAGUAGGGUGUAGUAUAGUAGGGUGUAGUAUAAUAGUGCAUAUUAUAGUAGGGUAGAGUAUAGUAGGGUGGAGUAUGGUAGGGUGGAGUAUAGUAGGGUGUAGUAUAGUAGGGUGGAGUAUAGUAGGGUGCAGUAUAGUAGAGUGUAGUAUAGUAUGGUGUAGUAUAGUAGUGUGUAGCAUAGUAUGAUGUUGUAUAGUAGAGUGUAGCAUAGUAGGGUGUAGUAUAGUAUAGUAUGGUAUAGUAUGAUGUAGUAUAGUAGAUUGUAGUAUAGCAUGGUGUAGUAUAUUGUAGUAUAGUAUGAUGUAGUAUAGUAGAGUGUGUGGUGUAGUAUAGUAGUGUGUAGUAUAGUAGGGUGUAGUAUAGUAUUGUGUGGUAUAGUAGGAUGUAGUAUAGUAGUGUGUAGUAUAGUAGUGUGUGGUAUAGUAGGGUGUAGUAUAGUAGAGUGUGGUAUAGUAGUGUGUAGUAUAGUAAAGUGUGGUAUAGUAUGGUAUUGUGUAGUAUAGUAUGAUGUAGUAUAGUAGAGUGUAGUAUAGUAGGGUGUAGUAUAUUAGGGUGUAGUAUGUAGGGUAUAGGGUGUAGUAUAGUAGGGGUGUAGCUAUAUGUAGGGUGUGUAUAUUAUGGUCUGUAGUUUGUGAGUAUAGUAGUGUGUAGGUUAGCUAGUGUGUAGCUAUAGCUAGAGUGUGGUAUUUUAUGUAGGGCCUUGUUGUAAUAUAGUAGAGUGUGGUUUGUAGGGUAGUGCUGUAGUCUAGUAUGAGUUGUGGUAUAGCUAGGGUGUUAGUAUCGUAGGGUUUAGGGGUGAAGUGUGUGGUAUAGAAGUCAGGGAUUUGCUGAGUAAAGGCCUAUACUACAUUAUUUCAGAAAGAAAACCAGUAUAGUAUGAAAAGUAUAAUUAUGGUCUCUCUCUCUGUCUCUCUCUCUCUCUCUUCUCUCCUCUCCACUCUUCUCUCUCUCUCUCUCUCCUUCUCUUCGCUUCUCUCUCUCUGCUCCUCUCUCUCUCUCUCUCUCUCCCUCCUCACUCUUCCUCUCUCUCUCUCCCUCUCUCUCCCGCUGUCUCUCUCCAGAUGUGUGAGGAUUACAGAUACAGGUCUAGGUUACCUGUCCACCAUGUCUUCUUUGAGGAGUCUGUACCUGCGAUGGUGCUGUCAGGUAAACUACACACUAGACCCUUAGACCAGGGAUCAUCAACUAGAUUCAGCAUAAUUACAAAUAAUUAGUAGACUGCAAGUUGACCUCAAGAAGCCUAAACAGAUAUAAUAUUGGACUAAAACAGAAUCAUUUGAAACCUUUGUAAGAAGUUUAUUAGGUACACCCAUCUAGUACCUUGCCAGUUUAUUAGGUACACCCAUCUAGUACCUGGCCAGUUUAUUAGGUACACCCAUCUAGUACCUGGCCAGUUUAUUAGGUACACCCAUCUAGUACCGGGCCAGUUUAUUAGGUACACCCAUCUAGUACCGGUCCAGUUUAUUAGGUACACCCAUCUAGUACCUGGUCGGACCCUUUGCUUCCAGAACAGCCUGAAUUCUUUGGGGCAUGGAAACAUUGCUCAAUUGGUGUCAAGGGACCUAACAUGUGCCAGGAAAACAUUUCCCACACCAUUACACCAUCGUCACCAGCCUGUACCGUUGACACCAGGUAGGAUGGGGCCAUGGACUCACGCUGCUUAAGCCAAUCCUGACCCUGCCAUCAGCAUGACGCAACAGGAACUGGGAUUCGUCGGACCAGGUGAUGUUUUUCCACUCUUCAAUUGUCCAGUGUUGGUGAUCACGUGCCCACUGGAGCCACUUCUUCUUGUUUUUAGCUGAUAGGAGUUGAACCCGGUGUGGUCAUCUGUUGCAAUAGCCCAUCCGUGACAAGGACCGACGAGUUUUGCGUUCCGAGAUGCCGUUCUGCACACCACUGUUGAACUGCGCCGUUAUUUGUCUGUUUGUGGCCCGCCUGUCAGCUUGCACGAUUCUUGCCAUUCUCCUUCAUCAUUGAGCCCAGGAGGUUGGAUAUUUCUGAGAUACUGGAACCAGUCUGCCUGGCACCGGCGAUCAUACCAUUCUCGAAGUCGCUUAACCCUCCCGUUGUCCUAGGGUCAAAAUGACCCGCCACUGUGUUGAACCAACUUUAUUUAUUUUUUAUUUUUUGGGGAUCAUUUGUGAGAAGGAGGCAGUGAGACUUUAAAGAAAGUAUCACUGCCUCCUUCUCACAAAUUAUCAAACAAAUAUAAAAAUGAAAUAAAGUUGGUUCAACACAGUGGCGGGUCAUUUUGACCCUAGGACAACGGGAGGGUUAAGUCACUAGUUUGGCCCAUUCUAACAUGCAAUGGAACAGUAACUGAAUGCCUCGAUGCCUGUCUGCCUGCUUUAUAUAGCAAGCCACGACCACGCGACUCACAGUCUGUAGGAGCUAACCAUUUUCAUGAACGGGGUGGUGUACUUAAUAAACUGUACCUAAUAAACUGGGAAUAAGUUUGAACAGAUUUCCAAAAUCAAUUGGAACUGCCUUGCUGGUGUUUUUACAGUAUUUUAUGUCCAUCAAUAAAAAAUUAUAAAAAAAGUUUUGGUCCAUUUGGGGGAACCCUGACCAAGACCCUACACACACCCUACUAUACUACACACUACACCCUAGACCCUACACACUACACCCUUUAUACUAAUACACGACACCCUAGACCCUACACACUACACCCUUUAUACUAAUACACUACACCCUAGACCCUACACACUACACCCUUUAUACUAAUACACUACACCCUAGACCCUAUACACUACACACUACUAUACUAAUACACUACACCCUAGACCCUACACACUACACCCUUUAUACUAAUACACUACACCCUAGACCCUACACACUACACCCUUUAUACUAAUACACUACACCCUAGACCCUACACCCUACACCCUUUAUACUAAUACACUACACCCUAGACCCUACACACUACACCCUAGACCCUACACACUACACCCUACACACUACACACUACACCCUAGACCCUACACACUACACCCUUUAUACUAAUACACUACACCCUAGACCCUACACACUACACACUACUAUACUAAUACACUACAAACCCCAGACCCUACACACUACACCCUUUAUACUAAACACUACACCCUAGACCCUACACACACACCUUUAUACUAAUACACUACACCCUAGACCCUACACCCUACACCCUUUAUACUAAUACACUACACCCUAGACCCUACACACUACACCCUAGACCCUACACACUACACCCUUUAUACUAAUACACUACACCCUAGACCCUACACACUACACACUACACCCUAGACCCUACACACUACACCCUUUAUACUAAUACACUACACCCUAGACCCUACACACUACACCCUUUAUACUAAUACCACUACACCCUAGACCCCACACACUACACACUAGACCCUACACACACCCAAAAACACCCUACACACUACACCCUAGACCCUACACACUACACCUUUAUACUAAUACACUACACCCUAGACCCCACACACUAACAACCCUUUAUACUAAUACACUACACCCCUAGACCCUACACACUACACCCCCUUUUUACUAAUACACUACACCACCCUACACACUACACCCUUUAUACUAAUACACUACCACCCUAGACCCUACACCACUACACCCUUUAUACUAAUACACUACACCCUAGACCUACACACUACACCCUUUAUACUAAUACACUACACCCUAGACCCUACACCCUACACCCCUUUAUACUAAUACACAACACCCUAGACCCUAACACACCAACCCCACCACCCUUUAUACUAAUACACUACACCCUAGACCCUACACACUACACCCUUUAUACUAAUACACUACAAACCCCACCCUACACACUACACCCUUUAUACUAAUACACACACCUAGACCCUACACACUACACCCUACUAUACUAAUACACUACACCCUAGACCCUACACACACCCCAUAAACACCCACUAACCUAAUACACACAACACCCUAGACCCUACAACACAACCUAUACUAUACACUACACCCAUACCCUACACACUACACCCUUUAUACUAUACACUACACCCUAGCUACACACCCUUAUACUAAUACACUACUACCCUACAUACACCUACUAAUACUCCCCACCCCAACACUACACCCUUACUACUAUACUACACACCUACUAUACUACAUACACUACACCCUAGAUCCCUACACACUUUUAUAUUUAAUCCUAGAUCUACACCUUACCUUUAACUAAUAACUCACUUGAACCCUAAAAAUCCCUUUUUCAAAGAGCCCUGACCCACACACUACACACCAAUUUACAAUACAUUACACCAGACACACAUACAAACUACAAUUUAUACUAUACAAAACCUCAUGAAUCACAGACUAAACAAUUUUUCAAAAACACCUAACCCUAAAAACAUUGACAGGUCAGGAACACCCUCAAAAUCCUCCAUCAGAGCUUUAAAAACCACAAUCACCCAGUCUCCAGUUUAACAUAUUUUGUAAGGUUCCAAGACUGGCGCACACACUACAACUAAAACUUAUACCAAAUUACAGUCGCAUCCUAACAGUCUACAGGUACUUUAACACUACACCCUAACUACAUACUACACACUAUAUACUACACACACUACCCCUAACCCUACAAAACUACACCACUACUAUACUACACACUACACCCUAGACCCUACACACUACACACUACUAUACUACACACUACACCCUAGACCCUACACACUACACACUACUAUACUACACACUACACCCUAGACCCUACACCCUACAUACUACUAUACUACACACUACACCCUAACCCUACACACUACUAUACUACACCCUAGACCCUACACACUACACACUACUAUACUACACACUACACCCUAGACCCUACACACUACUAUACUACACCCUAGACCUUACACACUACACACUACUAUACUACACACUACACCCUAGACCCUACACACUACACAUAUUACUACACACUACAACCCUACACUACACACACUACUAUACUACACACUACAACCCUAGACCCUACACACUACACACUACUAUACCACACAACCUACACCCUACACACCACUACCACACUAAAUACACACACCACACCCUAGACCCUACACACUACACACUACUAUACUACACACUACACCCUAGACCCUACACACUACACACUACUAUACUACAAAACACACCCUAGACACUCAACUACCACUACUAUAAUACACACUACACCUAUACACUCACACUACUAUACUACACACUACAACCUAGACCCUACACACUAACUACUAUACUAACACUAAACAGACCAGGUUUUUCAACUCAGGUCCGGGGGCCGAAAAACCCUGUUCUAAUCCCCUACCUACCCUAUCCCCUAAAUUUGACUACACCAGGUAGUGCAAUUAACUACCAGGUAGAAAUAAAAAACAGAAGUGUUUUGGCCCUCCAGGACCGGAAUUGAAGAACCCUGCCCUAGACCCUAGUCCCUACAUACUACUACCACCCUAUCCACUACCUCCUACACACUACUGUAGACAAGUUAAUGAAGGAGUAAGAAAUGCUCAGGCUAUCAGACCAAUCCUGCUUGUGUCUAUCUAAUAACUCAUUAAUGUUUUCUUAUUAUUAAUGAUAACUCGGGUUGUGUGUGUGUGUGUGUGUGUGUGUGUGUGUGUGUGUGUGUGUAUAUAGGUGCAGGACUUUGGGCUACAGCACCUGUUUGGCAUGAGGAGUCUGCGUCUUCUCUCUCUCGCAGGUACUCUCUCUCUCUCUCUCUCUCUCUCUAUGCUUCCUCUCUCUCUUCUCUCUCUGCUUCCUCUCUCUCUCUCUCUCGCUCUCUCUCUCUCUCUCUCUCUCUAUGCUUCCUCUCUCUCUCUCUCUCUCUGCUUCCUCUCUCUCUCUCUCGCUCUCUCUGUCUCUCUCUCUCUCUCUCUGCUUCCUCUCUCUCUCUCGCUCUCUCUGUCUCUCGCUCUCUCUGUCUCUCUCUGUCUCUCUAUGUCUCUCUCUCUCUCUCUGUCUCUCUAUGUCUCUCUCUCAAUUCAAUUCAGUAGACUUUAUUGACAAGGCAAGUUUAAUUACUUACAUUGUCAAUGUAUACAUAUAACAAAACAUUGCAUGAAAGCCAAAACAAAACUAAAUGGGAAAUAUUAUUGACAUUAUGUGUCACUUUUCACUGGCCGUCCCUCAGGAGGACACAUGUUUGGCUUUUCACCCAAUAAAUAUUAGAUUUGUUCUUCAUCUUUCUUCAUCUUCAUAUUUCAAAUUCUUUGUACUGAAUGAUCAUUUUGGGAAAUAAAUAUUAUCUUAGGUCUGAGUAUUUGUCACAGUGUAAUAGGAAAUGCAGCUCUGUCUCUACCUCUCCCCUGGAGCAGAGUGAGCACAGCCUGUCCUCUCUGGGUAGCCAGGUUUGCCUGUGACAACCGGUCUCUAUAGCCAGACUGUGCUCACUAAGUCUGUACAUAGUCAGUGUUUUCCUCAGUUUUCUAUCAAUCACAGUUGUCAGAUAGUCUCCCACCAUGUACUGUCUGUUUAGAGCCAAAUAGCAUUGAAGUUUAAUUUGAUUUUCUGUUGUGUCUUUCCAAUAGGUGAUAUAUUUUUCUUUUUGCUUUGUGAUGAUUUGGUUGGGCCAGAUCUUCUGAGUGCUGUCCUGAGGCUCUAUGACGUUGGUUUGGGUUAGUGAACUGAGCCUCAGAACCAGCUGGAUGAGGAGACUAUUCUCUUGUUUCAUCUCUUGACAUUGUAGGGCUGUGUGAUUAAAUGUUUUGGGGUCACUUGUUUUUAGAUGGUUGUAAAAUUUGAUGGCUAUUUUUCUAUUCGAAUAAGGAGGGGAUAUUGGCCCAAUUCUGCUCUACAUGCGUUAUUUUGAGUUUUUCUUUGCACUUGCAAUACAGUCUUGCAAAACUCUGCAUGCAGAUUGGAUGUUUGUCCCAUUUGGUGAAUUCAUUAUUAGAGAGCGGACCCCAUACUCCGCUGCCAUAUAGAGCAAUUGGUUCUAUAACUGAUUGGAACAUUUUGAGCCAGAUUCUAAUUGGAAUUUUGAUUUUAAUGUUCCUUUUAAUGGCAUAGAAUCUUCUUGCUUUGUCUCUCAGCUCGUUCACAGCCAUGUGAAAGCUACGUGUUGCUGAUAUUUAGUCCUAGAUACGUGUAGUUUUUGGUGUGUUCUAAUAGAACUGUGUUCAAAUAGAAUUUAUAUUUGUGAUCCUGAUUUCCGGACCUCUUUUGGAAUAUCAUUAUAUAUAUAUAUAUAUUUUAUUUUUUUUUUAAUUUUUAAAAAAAAAUUUUUUUACUGUCAGAGACCAGGUCUCUCUCUCUCUCUCUCUCUCUCUCUCUCUCGCUCUCUCUCUCUCUCGCUCUGUCUCUCUGCUUCUCUCUCUCUGUCUUCGCUUUGUCAUUAUGGGGUAUUGUGUGUAGAUUGAGGACAUUUUUUUAUUUCAUCCAUUUUAGAAUAAGGCUGUAACGUAACAUAAUGUGGAAAAAGUCAAGGGGUCUGAAGACUUUCCGAAUGCACUCACAGGAACUACCGGGAUUUGGUUUUAUCAACAUCACACACUCGUUUCUCAGCUCACUCACUCGUUCCCUCUCAUGUCCUCUCUUCCUGUCUUCUAUAAUCCCUCCAUUCUGAAGGUAGAUAGUCUAAACUGGGACAUAGAUAAUCCAUGACACAGGACCUCCUUCUGAUCCAUACUGAGCAUAGGAAACUUCCAAAGAAGCAACACACACACCCUCACUCUCUUCCUCUCCCUGGCUGGGUAAAUCUACAUGGUAUUCUAUAUGAGGAGAGAGUUCAGUACAUCAUCUCUGACUAGAGGCUACAGUACAUUAUAAUGUGAGAGGAGAGGAAGCAUUCUGUAGACUAUUGAGAACCACUCAUACACAGAGGGGGUGCUUCCUGAUAAUAUCUCCUUUCUCCUGAAGUGUACAGUCGUUGACUACUUCCCACUAAUCUGAAAACAUUGGAUUGGUGGAGACAUGGGCUAGUGGGAGUUUCCACCAUAUUUUUUAUACCAGUCAUUUCCUUUCAAAUCAGUGAAGGGAAGUGAAGAAGUGCAUCUUUUAAAAGGAAGGAGUGAUAAUUGGGCCAUAACCAUGUGGAGAAUCUUAAUUGCAUUUCCUUGAUUCCUCGCGUCCUCCCUCCAGAACCCAGUGGAUGAGAAGGUUCAUCCCCUCUGUACCUUCUCAUCCAAAGGGUUUUGAGAAGGAGAGGAGAGAGGAAUCAAUGACAUACAAUUAAGAUGCACCCAUGGACUUCCUGUGUCCUCUGUCCUUUCUGUCUCUGCACCACUCCUCCCCCUGCUGGCCAACUCUGGUAUCUCAGGACAGGUUUUUAUUCAGAUUGAAUGGAGUGUUUGGAUCGCUAUAGGUAGAAAUAUAAUGGAUAUAAUGAUAUAAUGAUAGAAUGUAUAUAAUGAUUAGAUCAGAUAGAAUGAUAGAAUGAUUAGAAUGGAUAGAAUGAUAGAAUGAUAGAAUGAUUGAACAACCAUCUACUAUGUGAGUCUGACUUGUGUUUCGCUGAUGCGCUGAGAACGAGACGAGCUGGUCGAAGAGAAGAGAGAGAGAGAGCGAGAGAGAGGGAUCGAGUCUAGAUGUCUCUCUCUCUCUCGAAUCUCUGCUCUCUCUUCUCGCUCAUCCUGCCUCUAAUAUAUAACAUCUAGCAAUCUCCCUCUCUCACCCUCUCAGUCGCUCUUCUCUCUGGCCUCUAUCUCUCUGCCUCUCUCUCUCUCUCUCUUUCUCUCUCUCUCUCUCUCUCUCUCUCUCUCUCUCUCUCUCUCUCUCUCUCGCUCUCUCUCUCUCUCUCUCUCUCUCUCUCUCUCUCUAUCCCUCUCUCUCCACCCUUCCCCCAGGUUGUCCACUCCUGACCACUACAGGUCUAUCUGGUUUGAUCCAGAUCCAGGAUCUAGAGGAGUUAGAGCUGACCAACUGUCCUGGAGCCACAGCUGAACUCUUCAAGUACUACUCGCAACACCUGCCACGCUGCAUGGUCAUCGAGUAG